Messenger RNA from Spirodela intermedia, 1517 nucleotides. The record is from the annotation of a GenBank genome assembly. NCBI's taxonomy places the organism in Eukaryota, Viridiplantae, Streptophyta, Magnoliopsida, Alismatales, Araceae.
AUGCAGGGAGAGGGGGAGAAGAAGGGGCACGCCGUCGUCAUCCCGUACCCUCUGCAAGGGCACGUUAUCCCCGCCGUCCAUCUCGCCAUCAAGCUGGCCACCGAGGGCCUCACCGUCACCUUCGUUAACACGGAGGCCGUCCACCGGCGCACCUCCACAGCCCGCCACACCGCCGCCGCCGGCAGCGGCGACGAUGACGACAUCUUCGAGGGGGUCCGCAGCGCCGCCGGCCUGGACAUCCGCUACGAGCUCGUCAGCGAUGGCCUCCCGGCGGACUUCGACAGGUCCUCGAACCACGACCAGUUCAUGCUGGCCCUCCUCCACGUGUCCUCCGCCCACGUCGAAUCCCUCCUCCGCAGGAUCUCCUGCCGUCACCCGCCGCCGACCUGCCUCAUUGCCGAUACCUUCUUCGUCUGGCCCGCCGCCCUAUCCAGCAAGUUCGGCCUCCUUCACGCCUCCUUCUGGACCGAGCCCGCUCUGGUUUUCUCUCUCUACUACCACCUCGACCUCCUCAGAUACUACGGCCACUUCGCCUCCUCCGGUAACACGACGAUCUCUCUGUCACCCUCUAUCUCUAUCUCUUUCUCUCUCCCUUCUUCCUCACCGUCUUCUCGUGGGCAGAGAACAACAGGGAGGAUGCCAUAGAUUACGUCCCCGGGGUGGGGGCGAUGGAUCCGGGGGACCUGAUGUCGUACCUGCAGGAGAAGGAUACGUCCUCCGUCGUGCACCAGAUCAUCUUCAGGGCGUUCGAGGGGGCGAAGGCGGCGGACCUGGUGCUCUGCAACACGGCGGAGGAGCUCGAACCGGCGACCGUGGCGGCGCUCCGCCGGGAGAAGCCCUUCUACACCGUCGGUCCCCUCUUCCCCGCCGGCUUCCCCACCAGCCCCGUGAAGACCAGCAUGUGGCCUGAAGCAAACUGCGCGCAGUGGCUCGCCACCAGGCCCCGGGGAACCGUCCUGUACGUCUCCUUUGGCAGCUAUGCCCAGCUCCGGCGAGGGGACCUGGAGGAGAUCGCGAUGGGAGUCCUGCAGAGCGGGGUCAGCUUCCUGUGGGCGCUACGGCCGGGUAUUGCCGGCGCCGGCGAGGGGGAGCCGCUGCCGCUAGCUUUGGCGGAGGGCGGAGGCGGAGGGAGGGGGCUGGUGGUGCCGUGGUGUAACCAGGCGGCGGUCCUAUCCAACGACGCCGUGGGAGGGUUCCUGAGCCACUGCGGAUGGAACUCCGUGCUGGAGAGCAUCUGGUGCGGCGUGCCGCUGCUGUGCUUCCCCCUGCUGACGGACCAGUUCACCAACAGGAAGCUGGUCGUCGACGAAUGGAGGAUCGGGCUCGAGGUAAGCGGCCGAGGGAGCGCGGCGCGGAGGGAGGAGGUGGCGCGUAAGAUCGGCCUGCUGAUGGGCGGCGGCGCCGCCCGCGACAGCCUCGACGCGGCGAUGAAGGAGGCGAGGGGUGCCCUUGCCAGCGCCGGCGGAUCUUCCCGCAGGAACCUCGACCAGUUCAUCCUCGACCUCAAGGCUCGGUGA